Serinus canaria (Common canary) is the source of this 5319-nucleotide messenger RNA. Its product is annotated as sodium- and chloride-dependent GABA transporter 2. The record is from RefSeq and is a predicted model, not a curated record. Gene Ontology annotation, biological process: neurotransmitter transport; sodium ion transmembrane transport. The coding region runs from base 2770 to 4884 and encodes 704 amino acids. The transcript has 17 exons. Gene Ontology annotation, cellular component: plasma membrane. Gene Ontology annotation, molecular function: gamma-aminobutyric acid:sodium:chloride symporter activity. NCBI's taxonomy places the organism in Eukaryota, Metazoa, Chordata, Aves, Passeriformes, Fringillidae.
GCUGUGGGAAAACUCUCUCGUGCUUUGGGGACAAAAUCUCAGUACACAAAAAAUAUUAACUCAUGUCUCUACAAAGGUGCACAUCUUAAUGCUGUAGUCUACAAAGGCUACUUGUCACUGCUGCUGUUAUUUCCUUUCAUGUGUCUGACAGAAAAGGUCAAAGAAAUUACCUGAGCUGUUGUGAGGAGCUGAAAAUGGCCAGGGCUUGAUUUGUAUAGCUUGUACAAACUACAUGCUUUCAGGUUUUUCUUGUAAAAAACAGGGGCUGGAAUUUGGCAGCUUUGCUUGCAGAGAGAUGAAUGUCACUGCUGACCUUCAGUACCACGGCCUUUAGGAUUUAUGCUUUUGACAGAUCUGUAGCUGAAUGCUGGUGCAUUGUGGACCAUUGGUAAUGAAGACCUAAGAGUCUUCAGCAGUUUAAUAUUGUUGAUUUUAUGGGAAUUAUCUGAAGGGAUUGGAACACAGUCACACAGCAUAAGGUAACAGACAGUUGUCUGUUAUAUCAGCCACACUGUGAAACUUGCAUUGAUCUUUUCAGUUUUUAGCAUCAUAGAGUAAUUUAGGUUGGAGGGCACUUCUGGAGGUCAUCUGGGUCACCCUCCUGACCAGAGCAGUGGUGACUUUAAAAGUAGGUGAAAUUUUUCAAGGUUGUGUCCAAUAAAUUUUGAAUAUUUCCAGGGAUGAGCAUUCAGCAACUUCUCUGAUUUCCCAUUUGGUUUUGUGGCAUCUUCAGUGCAAAAUUCACUUGCUGUAAUGUGCCUGUUGCCAGAGUCUGGCUCUGUAUUUUCUCUUAUCAUCCAUUAGGUAGUUGGAGACUGCAGGUCCUGCAGCCUUGGUGUCCAAGCUGAACAAAUCCAGCUCAGCCUCCCUUGAGCCAUGGCAUGAGCUGCAGCCUUCUCACAGUCUUGGUGGUCCUUGUUGCUCAAUGUUCUGAGGAGCUCUAAACUGGAUGAGUUACUCUAAAUUAAAUUAAAUUACUUCCUUUAGCCUGCUGCUCAUACUUGGCUGUGCAGCCUCCUGCAGGGCUGGCCUGUAUAGCUGCAAAUACUGCUCACUCCUGUUCAUUCUGGCUACUGUUAGCCCCAGGCCUUCUGGUUUAUAAUUUCUUAGAUGCAGGACUUAAACUUUCCAUCAGCACAUCACUUCAGCCAGGAAAGAUCCAAUUGAAAGGGAGUUCCCUCCUCCUGUGUUUUGGGCUCUGCUGCUCCACUCCUCUGCCAGCAUUGUUUGAUGCCAUCUGAGUGUGCUCUACACCACUAUCCAGGUGGGUAAGAAGAAACACCUGAGCUAUGCACUUUUAGCUGUCUCCCAAGAUUUCAAAUUGGUGACUGCUGAAGCCUGAGUAUUGAACUCCACCCCAUUUUUUCUGCCAUUGUGGGUUGUCCAUCCCCUUGCCCUAAGUGUGUUUCUGCUGUAAGUCAGGGUAAAUGCCCACUGCUGUCCCCUUGUCCAUAGAGUGCAUCACAGAAGGCAGCCAGACUGGGCUAAGGCUAUAGUGGUGUCUGUUACCAGUCACCUCAUCCCUCAUGGACCUGGAUAUUGGUUUGAGGAGGAUUGGUUCCAUCCUCUUUCUCUUCAUUGAAUGGGCAUGAUGCACAGAGGGUUCAUCACAGUCUGCCAGGAAAGUGAUCUUCCUAUUUUUCCUAGGGUUCAGAUGUUUUCCUAGGGGUGGAAAAAAUCUCUUAAUAUCACUCCUGAAAUAACUGCUAAAAUUGUUGUAAGAAGUUGAGUGUUGUGAUCUGCUAAAAGCAACAUUUGAGGCUUACUCCAGUUAGAUGGAAAGGAAAAGCAGGGAACUCCUUCACAUCCUCUCCAGCUGUGGUCACUGUGUUUGGUCAGCCUGAACCAAACAGGAACUCUGCUUGGAGCACCAGGGCACUGGGGAGGUGCAACAACUCCAGCCCUGAUCAGCAUUCCAGCUGGCUUUGGGAGGGUGAUAAAUGUGUGGGGCAGCUGGGAACUGCACAGGAGGACCUGGAGGUUGCUGAGCUUUGGGUAAUGGCAUGGCUGGGCACGAGAGAGUGUUAACUUGUAGGGAAAGGAAAUGAAAGUAGCAAGGAUUUAUUGAAAAAUAUUUGUAAGGAGCUGCGCUCUGAAUGGCUUUGAAACAAAACCUCUGCUGCAGUGAAUAGUUUUAAUCUCAGGUGGGUGUUGUGUCUUAUUUGGCAGCUUUUCAGAGGUCAGGUUUUGGCAGUCUGUGCAUCACCACCAUGCUCCCCCAAAAAGGCAUUUAAAGUGCCAGAGGGAGCUGCUGGGGAUGUUUAUAUCCCAGGAGAGUAGCUACCUCUGCACACAAGUCCUGGCACGGUGGUUGGUGUCUGGCCAGCCUGGCAUCUGCUUUUCCUGGGUGGGUGAUGGGCCAGCAGAAGGAAGGGCUGCAUCCUCUGGCAGCUCCGUGCUCAGCUCAGCCCCGAGCCUUGGGCGUGGCUGCCGCUCCCCAGGGCCAGGAGCUGCUGGUUGCUGCUGCGCUGGGACAGCAGCAGUGCAGCCCACACAAGUCCGUGCUGUGAACCUGAGAAACAGCUCAGGCUUUAGUGGGAUGUGGAGUGGGCACCACAUUGUUCACCUCUGUCAGCUAAUGAUUUAACUUUUCACUUCAUACAGCUGGAAAUGUCGUUCAUCUCGACACUGUCUGUGUAUUGGUAGUGCUACAUCCCAUUAUUUCCUUUCCUGAUAGUGCCUUAGGCAGGAGGUAGAUGCUUUAGCUUUGCCUAGAAACAUUCCUGGGAGAGACAGUGGAGAAAUGGAAUCACUGGCAGCACCUGCCUGAUGCUGAAGGACCAGCCCCAGAUGGGAGUGAUGGUGCUGCUGCUCUCACCUGCUGCCAGAAGGGGAGGCUCCACAGGUGUAACCCGUUUCCAGGUCUCGACUCCCUCAGGCAGCGCUGCAGAAGCACCUGUGAGCGGUGGUGUCCCUUUCUGGAGGGACAGAGCGGGGCAGAGCCGAGCGCAGCGGGGCCGGCCCGGACGGAGCCCGGCGGGGCAGCGAGAGCUCUCCUCAGGCGGGGGGAACGAGCCCCUUUGCACUGGCCAUGAAAUCAGUCAUGUCCAGCACCUUUCGGUCCUGCCUUCGCCUCUCCCGUCGCCCGCACCCCGACAGCGCCGUCCGCAAGGUGGGAUGGAUUACAGUGUCCCUGGUGCUGUCAGCAAUGGUGAAAUGGUGCCCACACACCCUGGCAUGGAAAAGGAGAAGGAGGAAGAAGAGGAGGAGGACCAGACCCUGGAGCGUGGUCAAUGGAACAACAAGCUGGAGUAUGUGCUGUCUGUGGCUGGGGAGAUCAUUGGCCUGGGAAAUGUCUGGCGCUUCCCCUACCUCUGCUACAAGAAUGGUGGAGGUGCCUUCUUCAUCCCCUAUCUCAUCUUCCUCUUCACCUGUGGGAUCCCAGUGUUCCUGCUGGAGACGGCGCUGGGGCAGUACACGAGCCAGGGAGGGGUGACGGCCUGGCGCAGGAUCUGCCCCCUCUUUGAAGGAAUUGGCUACGCCUCACAGGUCAUCGUCAUACUGCUGAACUUCUACUACAUCAUUGUCCUGGCCUGGGCCUUGUUUUAUCUCUUCAGUUCCUUCACCAUUGACCUCCCCUGGGGCAGCUGUGACCACGAGUGGAACACAGAGAACUGCAUGGAGCUUCAGAAGGCAAACUCGACCUUCAACGUGACCAGUGAAAACGCCACGUCCCCAGUCAUCGAGUUCUGGGAGAGGCGAGUGCUAAAGAUUUCUGAUGGCAUCCAGCACCUGGGUGGUCUCCGCUGGGAGCUGGCUCUGUGUCUCUUGCUGGCUUGGAUCAUCUGUUACUUCUGCAUUUGGAAAGGGGUCAAGUCCACGGGCAAGGUGGUAUAUUUCACUGCCACGUUCCCAUAUGUCAUGCUGAUUGUUCUGCUGAUCAGGGGAGUCUCCUUACCUGGGGCAGCCCAGGGAAUCCUCUUUUACCUUUAUCCAGACAUCAGUCGCCUCGGAGACCCUCAGGUCUGGAUGGAUGCUGGCACUCAAAUCUUCUUUUCGUAUGCAAUUUGUCUGGGAUGCCUGACAGCUCUGGGCAGCUAUAACAAAUACCAUAACAACUGCUACAGGGACUGUGUGGCCCUGUGCUUCCUCAACAGCGGCACCAGCUUUGUGGCUGGCUUUGCCAUCUUCUCCAUCCUGGGCUUCAUGGCAGAGGAGCAGGGUGUGCCCAUCGCCAAUGUGGCUGAGUCAGGGCCUGGCCUAGCAUUCAUCGCCUACCCUCGGGCUGUGGUCAUGCUGCCCUUCUCCCCACUCUGGGCGUGCUUCUUCUUCCUGAUGGUUGUCUUGCUGGGACUGGACAGCCAGUUUGUCUGCGUGGAGAGUCUUGUGACAGCUCUUGUGGACAUGUACCCCACCAUCUUCCGCAAGAAGAACCGCCGGGAGACCCUCAUCCUGGUGGUCUCCAUCCUCUCAUAUCUGGUUGGCUUGGUGAUGCUCACAGAGGGUGGGAUGUAUGUCUUCCAGCUCUUUGAUUACUAUGCUGCCAGUGGCAUGUGCCUGCUCUUUGUGGCCAUCUUUGAGACUCUCUGCAUCGCCUGGGUUUAUGGUGCUGAGCGUUUCUACGAUAACAUUGAAGAUAUGAUUGGCUACCGGCCAUGGCCCAUCAUCAAAUACUGCUGGCUUUUCAUCACCCCUGCAGUUUGCAUGGCAACCUUCCUGUUUUCUUUGAUCAAAUACACCCCACUGACUUACAACAAGAAGUAUGUGUACCCGUGGUGGGGAGACACACUGGGAUGGCUGCUGGCCCUCUCCUCCAUGGUGUGCAUCCCUCUCUGGGUCGUCUACAAACUCUCCACCAUCAAAGGCUCACUCAGAGAGGAUCCCUCUCAUUUCCUGCUUCCUGCAAGUGUUCAAGAAUGGGUUGUGACAGCAAUGGGCCCCUGACCCCUGUGUCCAGCACACACAGGGAGGAGUGGAAACAGCUGCAGAGGCAAGGCAAGGCUGCACAGCAUGAUGUGGUAUGAGAGUAACCCCUUAUGAACUUGUCCCAGUUAAAGCCAAUCCUCUGUGCUGAUGGAGGAUAUGACUUGGAGGUACUUGGUCACCAACCUGCCUUCAGACUGUUUUCUAGCUCUGGCCUGGAGCAAAUGAAGGACAGAGCUUUUCUACAUUACCCCUGUGUUAGAUACUACAUGUGCUCAGUACUUCCCUUGGUUGGAAGAUGAGUUUAUCCCCUUGGUUUUUGAAGUACUGACUGUCCUUAUUUUGGACAUCUCUGGCAUUUAGUGAGCAGAUCUGCAGCUGGGCCUGGCUGGCUGAAUUAAACCCAUGACUGGUGGGGGUGGAGGCAGGUCACUUUUUCUCCUUGCAGCUGUGUUU